This is a messenger RNA of Camelina sativa (false flax), 709 nucleotides long. RefSeq names its product mitochondrial import inner membrane translocase subunit TIM14-1. Lineage: Eukaryota; Viridiplantae; Streptophyta; Magnoliopsida; Brassicales; Brassicaceae. Gene Ontology annotation, cellular component: PAM complex, Tim23 associated import motor. The record is from RefSeq and is a predicted model, not a curated record. Gene Ontology annotation, biological process: protein import into mitochondrial matrix. Gene Ontology annotation, molecular function: ATPase activator activity.
UGAUUGUUUAGUCCCAUUUUGGGAACAAAAGCCAUCGGAGAGCUCUGAAGGCACCCGGUGAGUCACCGCCAGUGACGGCUUUGCAAAACCAACUCUGAGAAAGCGAUUCCAAAUCAAUCUUUGGAUGAAACGAAGAAUCCCAGAUUUCUGAAUGGCGACACCAUUUAUAGCGGGGGUGGCGGUAGCUGCCACUGCACUUGCUGGUCGAUAUGGAAUCCAAGCAUGGCAAGCAUUCAAGGCAAGGCCACCAAGGCCCAGAAUUAAGAAAUUCUAUGACGGCGGUUUCCAGCCUACAAUGACGAAAAGGGAAGCUGCUCUUAUUCUUGGCAUCAGGGAGAAUGUAGCGGCAGAGAAAGUGAAGGAAGCACACAGGAAGGUAAUGGUAGCAAACCAUCCAGAUGCAGGUGGAAGCCAUUUCCUAGCCUCUAAGAUCAAUGAAGCUAAAGACAUGAUGCUAGGCAAAACUAAAAGCAGCGGAUCCGCAUUUUAAAAUCUUGAGCAAAGAGGACUCUCUGUCUCUUCUAUUUUGUUAUAGAACUGCAUUGUUAAAUUGUAAUGCUAAAUUAUACCAAUAAGCUUGUGUGGGUCUGUUUGUGACACUGAAAAAAUCUUUUCGUUUCACUUGUUGUGGUCGUUUUGAGUCUUUGUUGGAUAUAUUAAAAAAUCCAGUAAUAGAAACUCUAGUACACGUGUCGUGUGGCUCCAGCAA